This is a messenger RNA of Aspergillus luchuensis, 606 nucleotides long. RefSeq names its product peptide-methionine (R)-S-oxide reductase (gene MSRB3). Bases 1 to 606 code for a protein of 201 amino acids. Gene Ontology annotation, molecular function: peptide-methionine (R)-S-oxide reductase activity. The transcript is spliced from 2 exons. NCBI's taxonomy places the organism in Eukaryota, Fungi, Ascomycota, Eurotiomycetes, Eurotiales, Aspergillaceae. The record is from RefSeq and is a predicted model, not a curated record. Gene Ontology annotation, biological process: protein repair; response to oxidative stress.
AUGCGCUUCCAGGGCCUGAUCCCCGCCCUCCGCAUAUUCGCACUACCCCUCCGAUCGCACUCCGCCCGAGCCCUCCAGCGACCUCCUCUCCCCAUCCCCAGCGCAACUGUCCUCAAAGCCGGUCCUACAAUCCCCUUCCUCGGCGCAUUAUUCGGCUCUAGCGCGAAAACUGAAUCCCAGCCCAACAACAUGUCCUAUCCCGACCAGCGCAGUGACGAUGCAUGGCAAGCUGUGCUAAGUCCUGAGCAAUUUAAAAUCCUCCGCCAAAAGGGCACGGAGCGACCCUUCACGGGCGAAUACGAUGCCCACUACCCUUCCCAGGGAGUCUAUAACUGCGCGGGAUGCGACGCACCGUUGUACAAGGCAACACAUAAGUUCAAGUCGGGAUGUGGGUGGCCCGCGUACUUUGACUCCAUCCCUGGAGCGGUUACAAGACAUACGGAUCGGUCGUUUGGAAUGGAGCGCACGGAGAUUGUGUGUAGCAACUGUGGGGGACAUUUGGGACAUGUGUUCAAGGGAGAGGGAUAUCCGACUCCGACUGAUGAGAGGCAUUGUGUGAAUAGUGUUAGUUUGCGGUUCAAGGAGGAUGAAGGCCAGGGGAACUGA